AUGGCCCAGAUCAAGGACAUCACACUCCUUCACUUCAAUGACGUGUAUCACAUCUCCGACGUCGAGCAUGUUGCACGCUUCGCCUCUGUGCUGGCUGAUCCAAGCCAUGUCACCAGUGAUGUCUCUAUCCCUGAGCAGCAACUCCGACUAUUCAGUGGUGACGCCUUUUCUCCUUCUCUCGAAGCAUCCGUCCUUCGCGGAGAGCAUAUGCCCAUGGUUCUCAAUGCCAUGAACAUUGAUGUCGCCUGCUAUGGCAACCAUGACUUCGACUUUGGUGAGAGCCGCCUCGUCGAGCUGUCCAGAAUCACCAGGUUUCCAUGGACUCUCACAAACGUAGUGCGCAAAAGGAUGCCUUCAAGCCAGGGAAGAGAUAAUCAGCUAUUGGCCUUAGCUCAUACAUACAUCAUUCGAGAGGUUGCUGGGCUUAAGAUUGGAUUCAUUGGUUUGGCCGGGACUGACUGGCCAUCAAACUGUCAACAUCUACCUAGCUGUGACAUAUGUGAUCCUGCCAGCGUUGCCAAAAGCACGGCAAGACAUCUGCGGGAGCAUGAGAAAUGUGGCCUUGUCAUCGCAUUGACUCAUAUGCGCCUGUUAGAGGACAUGGCAGUAUCACAACAUACCAAGUCCGGUAGUGGUCGGAUUGACCUUAUACUGGGUGGCCAUGACCACAACGUCGUUCAAAGAGCAUCUACGGACUCCAAUAUUGACCCGAGUAUUGCGCGACAAGGCGUACAUACCGACGGCGAUGUGCGCAUUAUAAAGAGCGGUACUGAUUGGAAUAGCCUCUCAGUAUUGCGCCUCACAGUUGCUAAAUACCCCGAUGGCAAUGUAUCUAUAUCGAAUACAAAACUAUAUCAAGUGGCGGAUCUGAAGUCUCUGCCAAACUAUUCAGAGAUACCACCCUGUCCCAAGACCCUGAAAGUCAUCGCAAACGUGCAAGCCACAAUUGCCAAGUUGGUAGAAAAGCCCCUAGUGAUGACUGACACUCCGCUUGAAGGAAGGUCUCGAGUCGUCCGCAGCCGGGAAGCCAACCUAGGAAACAUGCUCGCAGAUGUGGUUCGCUCUUUUUACAAUACGGAUAUUGCCUUCGUUAAUAGCGGAGCCAUACGAUGUGAUAGGAUCAUCAGCCCAGGACCAGAUGAGCCUCUACGAAUCCGUGACAUCAUUGACAUCAGCCCUUUUGAUAAUGCCCUCGUUGUUAAACGUAUUAGUGGGCAUGUCCUGGCACAUGCACUUGAGAACUCAGUCUCGGACGCACAUACUGACGGACGCUUCUUGCAUCCAUCUGGCAUUACCAUGGUGGUUGAUUGGAGCCGCCCUGAGGGUCAGCGGGUUAGUGAUAUUGUGUAUUUAUCGAGGGAUGGGCAACGACAGGAAGUAAGGGCCAAAAACACGUAUACGGUUGCUAUGGUGGAUUUCAUUGCGUCGGGGUUUGAUGGGUAUUCCUGCUUUCAGGAUUGUGAGACUCUAGUUGACGUUGAAGGUUCGAUGACCGAUACGAAUCUUUUGUUGCAGGUGUUUGAGGAAGGCCCUGGAGGUGGAUGUGUUCGAUUUGUAGAUGAGACAAUGGAGGGUAUCAGGAGAGCCAGGAAGGCGAUUAUCCAAAGGAGAAAUUCUGUCAAUGGACUGCCCGUCAUCUCUCCAUCCAUAGAGGGCCGCAUACAGGUCAUUAAGCCUAACUUAUAG
This is a messenger RNA of Microsporum canis CBS 113480, 1686 nucleotides long. Its product is annotated as 2,3-cyclic-nucleotide 2-phosphodiesterase. Bases 1 to 1686 code for a protein of 561 amino acids. The record is from RefSeq and is a predicted model, not a curated record. Gene Ontology annotation, biological process: nucleotide catabolic process. Gene Ontology annotation, molecular function: hydrolase activity. The transcript has 4 exons. NCBI's taxonomy places the organism in Eukaryota, Fungi, Ascomycota, Eurotiomycetes, Onygenales, Arthrodermataceae.